AUGUCGAGUUCGGACGAAUAUUCAGUUUCAUACAUGAGUAAGUAUACAAUAGAUGCCGAAAUGUUAAACACUUUCGUUAAUUUAAUCGAAGAUGAAGAAGCAGAAGCAGAGAGCUCGAGAAUGGCAAUCAAACCAAAAAUACCAAGAAGAACAAUAACCAGAAACCAUGUGGAAGCCUUCACACAGUUUUUGAGAAAACCGACACAAGAAGAUGUUAACCGCGUGACCGCUAAACACGAGGCGGUGCACGGUUUUCCGGGUAUGCUUGGAAAUGUUGAUUGUAUGCAUUGGGCUUGGAGAAACUGCACAACGGCAUGGCAAGGCCAAUACACUCGUGGUGACAAAGGACAUCCGACGACUAUGCUUGAAGCAGUUGCUUCAUAUGAUUUGUGGAUUUGGCAUGCUUACUUUGGACUCGCCGGUUCGAACAACAACAUCAACGUCCUUAAUGAAUCUGAAUUGUUCGACCAGCUUCUUCAAAAUAGAGCUCCUGCGGUAAAUUUCACCGUUAAUGGCCAACAAUUUACAAAGGGUUAUUAUCUAGCUGAUGGUAUUUAUCCAGAAUGGGCUACACUUGUCAAGUCUUUCAAGUGUCCCAUGGACCCUAAGACCUCUAAAUUCAAACGCUUCCAAGAGUCUGCAAGAAAAGACGUGGAGCGUGCUUUUGGGGUACUUCAAGGCCGAUGGAGAAUCCUUCAACAGGGUGCGCGUCCAUUAAGUAUUAACAAAAUUAAACGCAUCAUGUACUCUUGUGUGUUGUUGCACAACAUGGUCGUUGAAUAUAACGGCCGUACAAUCAGUCCUUUGGAUUUGGAGCUAAUUCCUGAUACCCCGCCAACGCGUUCUUGGGAAGAACGUGUUGACAUUCAGUUACGUAUGACAUGGGAGUUACGUGAUAGAUCGACACACAACCGUCUAAGAGGCGCCCUAGUCGAGCACAUUUGGAACUUGCCGGAAAACCAACGUGAACGUUGA
Molecule: messenger RNA, 975 nt
Organism: Erigeron canadensis
Lineage: Eukaryota; Viridiplantae; Streptophyta; Magnoliopsida; Asterales; Asteraceae
Product: protein ALP1-like
Exons: 2
Coding region: 1-975 (324 amino acids)
Source: RefSeq, a predicted model, not a curated record